Gavialis gangeticus (Gharial) is the source of this 2876-nucleotide messenger RNA. It is a transcript of the gene ETS2, whose product is annotated as ETS proto-oncogene 2, transcription factor. The transcript is spliced from 10 exons. The record is from RefSeq and is a predicted model, not a curated record. Gene Ontology annotation, biological process: regulation of transcription by RNA polymerase II; cell differentiation. Gene Ontology annotation, cellular component: nucleus. The coding region runs from base 87 to 1523 and encodes 478 amino acids. NCBI's taxonomy places the organism in Eukaryota, Metazoa, Chordata, Crocodylia, Gavialidae. Gene Ontology annotation, molecular function: sequence-specific DNA binding; DNA-binding transcription factor activity, RNA polymerase II-specific.
AGAGCGGCUGCCCGGCUCGCGGCGCUCGGCACAGCGCAGCGCUCCGCACCGCACCGCACCCGCACCCGCACCCGCAUCCGCAGCAGAUGACUGAUUUUGGAAUCAAGAACAUGGAUCAGGUAGCUCCUGUGUCUAACCUCUACAGAGGAAUCCUCAAGCGUCAGCCAGCGUUUGACACCUUUGAUGGAGCAAACUCUUUAUUUGCUGGAUAUUUUCCCACAUUAAAUGAAGAUCAGACGCUUCAAGAAGUGCCAACAGGCUUUGAUUCAACUUCUUAUGAGUCAAACAACUGUGAAUUGCCACUCUUGACCCCAUGCAGUAAGGCUGUGAUGAGUCAGGCCUUAAAAGAUACUUUUAAUGGUUUCACCAAAGAACGGUGUCGCCUGGGUAUUCCAAAUAACCCUUGGCUGUGGACUGAAAACCAAGUUUGUCAAUGGCUUUUAUGGGCUACCAAUGAAUUUACUUUGGCCAAUGUAAACUUUCAUCGGUUCCUCAUGAAUGGCCAAAACUUGUGCAGCUUGGGCAAGGAACAUUUCCUGGAGCUGGCACCUGAUUAUGUGGGGGAGAUUCUGUGGGAACACCUGGAACAGAUGAUAAAAGACAGCCAAGAAAAGACACAAGAUCAGUAUGCUGAAUCGUCUCAUCUCACCUCUGUCCCUCACUGGGUCAACAACAACUCAUUAAGUGUUAAUAUGGAACAGAACCCAUAUGGUAUGCUGCUACCUAGCUACCCCAAAACCCUCAGUUACUCCAAACCCAAUCUCCUGAAUGAUGUGUGUCAGACUUCUGCAAGACCAAACCUCCUCAACCCAGAUCAAGAAUUUCCAAUAUUCCCCAAAACUCAACUAGAAACAGUUGGUGUGAACUACUGCUCCAUGAACCAGGAUUUCUCAAGAAAUCUGAAUUUGCUGAUAGAUAAUUCUGGUAAGCUUAGAGAGCAUGAAUCAAGUGACAGUGGCACAGAAAGCUAUGAAAGUUCAGAUUCCUUGCUUCAGUCCUGGAACAGCCAGUCAUCUUUAGUGGACUUACAACGUGUCCCAUCCUAUGAAAGUUUUGAAGAUGACUGUAACCAGUCUCUGUGUCUCAACAAACCUACAAUGUCUUUCAAAGACUACAUUCAAGAAAGAAGUGAUCCUGUAGAGCAAGGGAAACCAGUUAUACCUGCAGCAAUUCUAGCUGGCUUUACAGGCAGUGGACCUAUACAACUAUGGCAAUUCCUUCUGGAGUUACUAACUGACAAGUCCUGUCAGUCAUUUAUUAGCUGGACCGGAGAUGGAUGGGAGUUUAAACUUGCUGACCCAGAUGAGGUGGCGCGACGGUGGGGAAGAAGGAAAAACAAGCCAAAAAUGAACUAUGAGAAGCUGAGCCGAGGCUUACGCUACUAUUAUGACAAGAAUAUCAUCCACAAGACUUCAGGGAAACGUUAUGUAUAUCGCUUUGUAUGUGACCUACAGAACUUGCUGGGGUACACAGCAGAGGAGCUGCAUGCCAUGCUAGGAGUACAGCCAGACACAGAAGACUGAGCACAGCAAUCUGAAAAACUGGCAGAGAUCACGUGUUCAAACUGACAAGGAACCAUCUGCAGGCAGCUUUUUUGACUGUCCAGAUUGGUGCAACUGUUAAGAAAUAAGGACCUUAAAGAAACAAUGUUGUAACCAGGGAAAGUUGAAGGAAGAAGUGGCCUUAUUUCAUCAGAUGCAAUGGCGUCAUAAAUUGCUGCAUCGGUCCCUUGAACAGAACGGAAGUCAGCAUGGGGCCAAACUCCAGCCUGAAGACAAAGAAAGGCUCUAGGAUUAAAUGGUUUUUUGGCUGUGUGCACUGCCAUAUUCAUCUGGGUGGUUUUUAAAACCAAAGCUUGGAUGACAGACCAGGGAUGCAUCAGAAUUCUAGCUCAAAACUUAAAUUAUCACUAUAGCUUACAUUGUAUAUUAUGAUCCAUUUAAAAAAAAAAAAAACACUAUUUAUUUAAAAUGGGCAGUAAAAAGAAUCUGUAGUCUCUUCUAAAGUACAUCUUUGUUAUACAUGAGCAUACUGCACAUGUACAGAAAUGCGUCAGAACCAGGCGUAGCAAUUGUAAAGUUCUCUCGGCAGAGGGGGAGGAAAUCUCACCAUUUCAACAGUCAGUUUGUGUAUAUAUUCUGCGAUUUUUUCCUUUUUGAAAUUCUGUAAUGUUCCUAUUUAACAGAUACUGUAUAUUGUAAUUUAAACUAAUUGUAUGUGUGGUUUUUUUUAACUAGGAAGACCUUAAACAUAAAUGUUUGUUUCAUGUUUGAAUAGGACAUACAACCUUCUACAAAUAUUUAAUCUGCCUGAGGGACGUUAUAAAAUGCUAGGAACAUGUACAUGCUGUUGUAUAUGCUGGUAGUAUAAAAGUCAUACAGAGGGUUUCAUUCAACAUUUUGCCAUGAAUGUAGCUGGCAAAUUCUUUACACAUCUUGGCAUUUUUACAAGAAACUUGGACAUAAAGGGCCUGUUUUGUGGUUUCUCCUCUACCUGAAAGUUAAAAUAUGACUAUGGAUAAAUGUCAUUUUUCUUUGAUAAAUGGCAUAUGUUUUGAACUUCUAUGCAUGUCCUCUUUUUUAAAAAAAAUUGUAUACAAGCAAAUUUUUUUUCAGUUGAUUUGUUUUUUCUUUACUUUUUGGUUCCAGUUUAUCCUGUAUGAAUUCUAUUUUUGGAAAUAUUUGUGACUCCUUUUCAGAGAUCAGGAGGAAUUUAUGUAGCAGCUAUUUUUACUGCAAAAACAAUUCACUGGAAAAAUGUAAUUUGUAAGAAAGCUUUAUUUUUUAUCUGAGCUUGAUGUACAUUUAAAUGUGGUGUACAUUGUGAGAGGUUUAAAAAAAAAUCAAAUGUUUAUUAAAACCUCUUGGGGAAAGAAA